This is a messenger RNA of Necator americanus (New World hookworm), 1851 nucleotides long. RefSeq lists its product as uncharacterized. The coding region runs from base 1 to 1851 and encodes 616 amino acids. The transcript has 18 exons. Gene Ontology annotation, biological process: translational elongation. Gene Ontology annotation, molecular function: GTPase activity; translation elongation factor activity; GTP binding. The record is from RefSeq and is a predicted model, not a curated record. Lineage: Eukaryota; Metazoa; Nematoda; Chromadorea; Rhabditida; Ancylostomatidae.
AUGGAUCGAAUAGAAGGAGAAAGCUCUAAUAUAAAGAAACAAGAGACCCCAACCAAAUCGCCCAAGAAAAAGUCGCAGCCGGCGCCAGCGAGUAUGAAUGGCCAAGUUGUCAAUGCAAAGAAAACCGCCGAAGGUUUGGCUGGACUUUACGAUUCCGAAGAAGACGAAGCCAAUGUCAAAGACGGUGGGCUCGAUGCAUUAUUUCUUGUGAGAAAUAAACCAGAAGAGAUUGAACAGUACGUUAUACAUCUCCGCAAGAUGUUAUUAGAAGGUGAAGGCGAAACGGUCAUUGAAAUUGGUGUUCCUAUAGAGCUUGAAGGGAAAGCAUCUGGUAUCCCAACCAAAGAUUUGGAGAUAGCUGUUGAUAACCAUGUGAAAGCUCUCGCAACUAUUCCAGCCGUCGGAACUAAAAUAGAGAGAAGAACAACUGGCAACAAGUCCACUGAAGUAUGGCUUGUAAGAGAUCCUCCAAAAGGCGAAGAUUUUAUUGAGGUGCGAGUGGCUGUUGUGGGAAAUGUAGAUGCAGGAAAAUCCACCUUACUAGGAGUGUUAACCCAUAGCGCCCUUGACGAUGGAAGAGGGCUCGCGAGAACAAAGUUAUUCAGGCAUAAACAUGAGUUCGAGUCGGGUCGAACAUCAUCUGUAGGUAACGAUAUUCUCGGCUUCGAUGUCCAUGGCGAAGUGGUUAAUAAACCAGAUCCACACAAUAAUAACCUUGACUGGGUGCAGAUUAGCAGAGAUUGCAGUAAGUUGAUAACCUUCAUAGACUUAGCUGGACAUGAGAAAUAUCUGAAGACUACCAUAUUCGGAAUGACGGGACAUAUGCCCGAUUAUACGAUGCUUAUGGUUGGUGCAAAUAUGGGGAUUAUUGGUACGACGAAAGAACACUUGUCACUGGCUCUCUCACUGUCAGUCCCAGUGUUUAUCGUGGUAACGAAAAUAGAUAUGUGCCCACCUCAAAUCCUUGAGGAAACCAUGAAGAAUAUCGGGAGACUCGUGAAGAGUGCAGGUGCACGAAAACUUCCUGUGAUGGUACGGAAUACUAAUGAUGUAAUUCAUGCUGCCGUCAAUUUUCCUAGUAAACGAGUAUGUCCUAUCUUCCAAGUAUCCAACGUGGAAGGAACAAAUCUUGAUCUUCUGAGACAGUUCCUGAAUAUUGUUCCAUUGAGACGAACACUUUGCGAGAAUGAUCCUGCUCACUUUCAGAUUGAUGACGUCUAUUGGGUAGAAGGCGUUGGCACAGUUGUAUCCGGUACAGUGCUCUCUGGAACUAUUAAAGUCAACGACACACUGUUGCUAGGUCCCAAUUCUGUGGGAGAAUUCGUUCCCUUGCCCGUGAAGUCAAUCCAUCGGAAGCGUAUGCCAGUGUCAAGUGUACGAUGUGGACAGACAGCUUCAUUUGCUUUGAGGAAGGUCACCAAACGUGAUGUCAGGAAAGGGAUGGUUAUGUUGGACCCACGGAUGAAUCCUGUGUCCAGCAUGAUGUUUGAAGCUGAAAUACUGAUUCUGCACCACCCUACGACGAUAAAACCCAACUAUCAAGCUAUGCUUCAUAUUGGAUCAAUUCGACAGACUGCAACUCUAGUCAGCAUGACUAAGGAAGUAUUACGAACUGGAGAUCGCGAUCGGGUAAUGUUCAGGUUCAUACGUUUGCCGGAGUACAUUCGACCAGGAACUAGGAUGGUAUUCCGCGAAGGAAGAACGAAAGCGGUAGGAACGGUGAUAAAUGUUAUUCCACAAGCGACACUAGCUCAGCAAAGAGCGAAGCUUAAGGACAAGACGAACAGAACAUUUAUUAAACGCGGGCCGAAACCUCCCAAUGGAAAGCCGAAAGUGGAAGCAAAGGAAUGA